Molecule: messenger RNA, 759 nt
Organism: Hibiscus syriacus
Lineage: Eukaryota; Viridiplantae; Streptophyta; Magnoliopsida; Malvales; Malvaceae
Product: non-specific lipid transfer protein GPI-anchored 31-like
Exons: 3
Coding region: 48-578 (176 amino acids)
Biological process (GO): lipid transport
Molecular function (GO): lipid binding
Source: RefSeq, a predicted model, not a curated record
CCACUCUUUUGUUGAUUCCCCUGUACUGUUGUUUACUCUGUUCAACAAUGGCAACUUCAAAAUUCAAUCUUGCUUUGUCCCUCGCCAUUCUCUCAAUGUGGGCCAUCGAUGCCGCCCACCACCAUGCGACGGCGCCGUCUCCUUCCGUGGACUGCUCCACUCUGAUUCUCAACAUGGCGGAUUGUUUGUCGUUCGUGUCGAGUGGGAGCAAGGAUACGAAGCCCGUGGGGUCGUGCUGUUCCGGGUUGAAAACCGUGUUGAAAUCCGGACCCGAAUGCUUGUGCGAGGCUUUUAAGAGCAGCGCUUCUUUGGGUGUUACUUUGAAUGUCACAAAGGCCAUGACUUUGCCCGCUGCUUGCAAAGUCUCUGCCCCUUCUGCCACUAACUGUGCAUUGUCUCCUGCUGGUGCUCCAGGUAUGUCACCAUCAGCAAUAGCAGGUGCGCCGGAAUCAUUCUCAGGAGGAGCAACUGUGGCGGCGCCGGCACCGGCUCCCGGAAGCUCAGGCUCUCCGGUCCUUACUGUCUCAAUCGGAUCUCUUAUCUUAGACCUCGUAGUUAUGUUAACCUCUAGCUACUAAGCUAUAUGUUAUGGUGUUUAAUUAGUUUACCCUUUGGUUUCUAUGCUGGGUUGGAAUAGUAGAUAUCAUUGAUAUGGUGACGAGCUUUUGGACUCAUCCUUUAGAGUAUUUUAGUAUGAUAUUCAGAACUCGUAGUGUGUAUGGAUCUGCCAUUAAAUAUAUCUACGGUUUUGAAUUCAUA